Messenger RNA from Micropterus salmoides (largemouth bass), 4312 nucleotides. It is a transcript of the gene paplnb, whose product is annotated as papilin b, proteoglycan-like sulfated glycoprotein. Gene Ontology annotation, molecular function: serine-type endopeptidase inhibitor activity; metalloendopeptidase activity. Gene Ontology annotation, biological process: extracellular matrix organization. The record is from RefSeq and is a predicted model, not a curated record. NCBI's taxonomy places the organism in Eukaryota, Metazoa, Chordata, Actinopteri, Centrarchiformes, Centrarchidae. Gene Ontology annotation, cellular component: extracellular matrix. The transcript is spliced from 14 exons. The coding region runs from base 2204 to 3904 and encodes 566 amino acids.
UCUGAUACAGCUAAUGUUUACACCACUGCAUUUACCCCUCAGAAAGAGCAUAGUCUUCCCUUGACGCUGGCCUCCCUGCAGCAAGUUGUUUUGUUUUGAUAAGAGAUUGAAGGUGGUGAGGUCACCAAUUUGACUCCUUAUCUUCACAGCCAUUUAAAGGCCUCUGCCUGCUCUUUAACAUGCUUUUAAACACGUCAUCGCUGCAGUGUAUUUUCUCAUUUUACUGUUUUAUUCUAUGAGGUGACUGAAGAGGCAGGUGGCCACCCACACUGAGUCACGGUUCUGUUCAAGGUUUCUACCCCCUAAAAGGAAGCUUUUCCUUGCCUGUGUAGCCAAGUGCUUGCUCAUGAUAUCUGUUUUGCUGAAGUCUGUCUUGAGGAUCAGAGAGCUGUUACAGCAGGAGGAUGCAGUCAGACUCAAAGCCAGACCCGGAAUCUGAGGCUCAGACUUCGGGCAGCACCCAGGUCGGAACUCUGGACAUGUCCGGGUUUGAGUUAACUGCCGGACGGCUGGAGCAGCUGAUGAAGAGCAUGGAGGUGCUUUUGUCAGACGUGGAGCAGCUGCGGAGCCACUGCAGCCACCAGGCCACUGAGCUGAUGCAGGCGGCGGUGGAGCUGAGGCAGCAACAAGAUGAGCUAAAGGAGAGUUACAUGGAUCUUUCCAAAGAAAUGCAGGAGAUUAUGGAUACAGUGGAUGACCUGUUCAGCACCAAGAGUGCCUUUGAAACCAAAGAGAAGCAAGCACAGAAACUAAACCGGCAGCUCUGAGGGACAGAAAGUAUCUGACAGACUUUGUUUCUCAUUGAGCAGAAAACCAAAACUUUUUUUUGGGGGGGGUGGCUUUGGUUUUGGAUAUGUGUUUAAUUUGGACGGGAUGGGUUUGGAAUUGGGAUGGCAUGCUGAGGUUUUCACAGCUUUGAAACAGUGCUUUAAUUAGAAUGGCAUUAUAUAAACUUUUUGUUGUGCAAAUUGUACUUUUUAGGUCCAUAUGUGACAACCACACUCACUGAAAAGGAGCAUGCGUGAUUCCAGUAAAUACAAUAUAAUGCAUUACAGCAACAUCACACAUUACAGCCUCAAAAAUAACUGCAAAUUUGAAUCAACAACUCUCUGUCAUAGUUUUAAUAAAGCUUGAACAUCGUGAACUUAACAAGGGUACAGUUUGUUGCAUUGCUUUCAUACUGUCUUUGACACAGGCACUGCGUGUCAACAAAUGAUUUAUGAUCACUUUUGCUGUCAUCAAAUUUCUCCCCGGCCCACCCACUAACAAACACACACACACACACACACACACACACACACACACACACACACACACACACACACACAUAAUAGCUAUUAUUUCCAUCACCAAGGUAUUCUGUGUUAGCAUUUAAGAUUAAAGUAUAUGUUACUCUUGUCAGCCUGGCUGUCUCCACCAGCUUCAUCUUUCUGGCAGAGGAAUGUUGCUCAUCAUUGAUGACUGUUGGUACAUCUUCCAUAUUCUCUCCCGUCCAGGCCAUACUCCAUUGUGGUUUCUCACUAAAAUAAACCUAAAUAGAACCUUAGGGCGAUGUUUACCUCCCACCAGCUCCUCUUCUGUGACUUAGUGGUCUGUAUUUAGUGGUUAUGGGAUGUGUGAAAGGGACAUUCAGUGGCCUGCAACCUUAAAAAAAACACAUAAUCUCUUUCACCUUCAGUGUAAUUUUAGUGGGUUUCUUAUGUAUUAAGGCUUAAUGGAUUGUAUUGCUUUAACAUUUUAACAUGUUAUGUAUCUAACCAUUAAAUUAUGUGUUCCAAAAUAUUCUCUUUGUCUUCUUCUGUAUUGGAACAAUGAUUGUACUCGAUUGUUGCACAAAAGCACAUUUUUGUUUUUGAUCAUUUCUUUCACUGAAACACAUGGCUGCUAAUGAAAAGGCUUGUUAUAAAACUACAACGUAAGUAGUCUCAUAGUCUGAGGGUCCUAACUGCAAACAUCCUUUUCUAAAUAGAAAAAAAUCACAGCUUAUUUUCAACAUCAAGAAAAGAAGUCAAAAUGUUUUUUUCUGUGCAGUUGAAACCUGACACUUUAUGGGUUGUGGUGUUGGUGAGCAGAGAGGGUGAGAAGAUAGAAAGCUGGGUGUCAGUGCCUACCUUCUCUACUGAGGUGCACAUCCCUCUGGACUGCUGGUCGACCAGCUGGGAAGUCUCUUCAAGAAGUGCUUCUGCAGUAGCUUCUGGUGAACAUGAAUAUCCUGCAAGUCCUGGGUCUCCUACAGCUGUUGACUGUGACUGCUUUCACUCUGACACAGCCGACCCAUGACUACUGGGGAGAGUUUGGAGCCUAUGGGCCCUGCAGUCGCACCUGUGGCACAGGAGUGGCAAUGAGAACCAGGAAAUGUAUCACGUCAAGGACAGAUGGAGGACAUAACUGCAUAGGAUCUUCUAAAUCCUACCGAACCUGUAAUACACAUGAAUGUCCAGUUGGAUCUAGGGACUUCAGGGAGGUCCAGUGCUCCCAAUUUGACAGAACGGACUUUCAGAGCAAACAGCACACAUGGGUUCCUUAUUAUGGAGCAUCCAAUCCAUGUGAGCUGAACUGUGUCCCGAGAGGACAGAACUUCUUCUACCGACACAGACCCGCAGUGGUGGAUGGGACACCAUGUUAUGUGGGCCGCACUGAUAUCUGUGUGGACGGCGUCUGCAGGAUACUGAUCUACGGAGAGUUUAUGGGCUUGGAUGGGGACACUAAUUCUGUACACUCUGCUGCUCCUGUUGCUGUUGCACCUCACCCAACGGAGACACUCACGUACAUCUACAAAACCGGUGUUUAUGGCGAGUGCUCUGCCACCUGCGAUGGAGGCAUGCAGUAUCGCAGCGUGGCAUGUUGGGCUCAGGAUCCAGCCAACCCCCAUGUGGUGGACGAGUCUUAUUGCAUUACCCAGCGCCUGCAGAGGCCACAGAGCCAGCAGGCCUGCAAUAUGCAUCCCUGUGCUGCUGAGUACAGUGUCUCCAGCUUCAGUGUGUGCUCUGUGACUUGUGGGGAAGGCCAGCAGACAAGGGAGGUGAUCUGUGUGGGGCUUGGAGGUAACCAUCUGGCUGACCACGCCUGUAGUGGACUGACAAAACCUCCUUCUGUCCAGACCUGCCGCAGACCUGCCUGUCACACACAUGUCACAUGGCAUGUUACUGAGUAUGGACUGUGUACUAGAAGCUGCGAUGGUGGUGUGAGGGAGAGGAGAGUGGGCUGUUUUGAUACAGAUUUGAACCCCUACCCAGAGGCCCGAUGUGGAACAGCUAGCAGACCCGUCUCUGUAGAGGCAUGCAACUCACAGCCAUGCCCCGGAGCACAAAUGGUCCCAAGUGCUCAGGACCCAAGGGCACAUACCGUGAGAGGAUUUGUGCCCCAUGUUUCAGAAGACACCUCAGCUUCCAGGCCAUAUUCAGACAUUAGGUAUGAUCCCUACCCUGCUGUGACUGGUCCUCAAUGUGCUCAGUCAUUCUAUGGCUGCUGUCCUGAUGGCCAUACCUCUGCCACAGGGCACAGGAAUGAAGGCUGCUCCCAAGAUGACUGUGUCCGCACCAGAUACGGCUGCUGUUUGGAUGGGGUGACUCCAGCUCAAGGAUUUGGAAGGGUUGGAUGUCCUGAGUACCAGGCAACUGUGCACACAGCACCUCCUGCCCCUCCAUCCACUGGUAAUGUGUGCUCCCUGCCUCGUGAUGAGGGCCCCUGUGAUACUUGGAAGGUCCGUUUCUACUAUGACUCAGGCACUGGCAAAUGUACCGGGUUCUGGUAUGGAAGCUGCCAGGGCAAUGCCAAUAACUUUGUGUCCAUGGAAGCAUGCCAGAGAGAGUGCGGGGCUGUGGUGAGGGAGCCCCCACCUGCUCCUCGCAGAGUUACCCCAAGGAGAGAAUUACCCAGAGGUCUUCUGAGGGCAAGGGCGUAACAGUGCUCACCAGCAACACCUCCAAAUCAUGGGCUAACCGGAGUGUUGUCUCUGUGAAGCUAAUCGUGAUAUUUGUGCAAACAUAGUAUUUACAUAUAUGAAGACAUACACAAACAUGUAUUGUAAAACUCAACACAUCCCGGCUUUCUUUUAAACACAAGACUUUAGACAAGACAUUAAAAUUGAUCUAGAUAGCCUCACAUUAUAACUGACAUAAUCCCAGCUCAUGGUUCUGAUUUUAUUAUCCAUUUGAUCUUUGGCUUUUUGUUUGUGAUGCUCAGUAUAUUCAUUUGUGUAUUUUUCCCUUAUAGAUCAGGAAUAAAUUGAAGUAAUGUCAAUGUGAUUACCCAAGUUAAAUCAUAAACCUAAUCAAUAAAUGUUCAGCUAUCUGGUAACCUUGAACAAAAA